CCUAUCUAUAUUCAUAUGUUGCCAACCAUGAUGUUUUACAAACUACCUUUAUACAGCCAUUGUACCUCUAUAUUGAGACUACUGGUCCGUGUAUCACCCAUCGUUAGGUUUAAUUCGUCAAUAACGGAAUUUACUACCAAGGAAAUCGAUGCAUCUAAAAAAUGGGUAGAGAAGUUUACUCCCAUACAAAUCCCUACGGAUGUAUUUACCAUUUCAUAUAGCAGAUCAUCUGGCCCAGGUGGUCAAAAAGUUAAUAAGACAUCUUCGAAAGCUACGGUAUCGCUUGAACCUGGUCAAUGGCUAACUCCGGCCACGAGUUUCUGGAUCCCCCAGCCUAUUCAACAUCAAUUGAAGGAAAACAAGAUCAGGUAUGAAACCAAGGGAGGAGGUCUAUUGAUACAGAGUGAUGUAUUUCGCAGUAGAGAUGCCAAUACGAGUGAAUGUUUUAAAAAGUUGUUAGAAGAGAUUAAAUCAAAGGUUUAUUUCCCUGGUGAGGUUAGUGAACAAGCCAAACAGAAAUGGGAGAAACUAGAACAAGCAGCUAAGGAACGUCGUAAAGUUGAAAAGAAGAUUCUUUCAGAGAAAAAGAAGAGUCGAUCUAAGAGCUUUGAUUUGUAAGUUGAUGUAUGUCAUACUUUUAGAUUGUGUAUAUAGUAAUUGGUCUGAAUCACGAAAUUUUUUGGUUGUCCAGUUUGUCUCUUUUUUUUUGUUUGUUUUUUUUGUUUCUUACACUAUAUCAUAGUAUGACGUUUAG
Spathaspora passalidarum NRRL Y-27907 is the source of this 754-nucleotide messenger RNA. RefSeq lists its product as uncharacterized. The record is from RefSeq and is a predicted model, not a curated record. Bases 28 to 618 code for a protein of 196 amino acids. The transcript has a single exon. Gene Ontology annotation, cellular component: mitochondrial large ribosomal subunit. Gene Ontology annotation, biological process: mitochondrial translational termination. Gene Ontology annotation, molecular function: translation release factor activity. NCBI's taxonomy places the organism in Eukaryota, Fungi, Ascomycota, Pichiomycetes, Serinales, Debaryomycetaceae.